UUUCAAUUCGGAAAAGGUGAAAUUCCAACAACAUCAAAAUAACCAUAACAAAAUAAAAACAUUAAAAACAUAUUACAUUGGCCAUGUGUAUGAAUCAUGGCACACAUUAGUAAUAUUCAUGUGAAUUAAUGAAUACACAAAAGACUAAAAUCAUACAUAGAACGACGGGAAAAAAGUGAAUCUAAUAAAUAAACAAAUAGCAAGACCGAGAAAAUGCGUUACCAAGAAAGAGAGAAAAACAGAAGAACAAAAACAAAAAUGAGAGAAAAACAAUUACGAUCGAAGCAAUAGACGACGACAAACGACGACGGCUAUUCACUUGAUGACGAAAAUAAAACAGAAAAAAAACACUCACACAUAACAACAACAAUAACACCGAAUAAACGAUAACGGGCCAACGGAAUGAUUUUAAUACGUUUAUUGGCUAUUUGCUUAGUGUGAACGUUAAUCGUUGUGUGUGCUGUGCAUUGUACGUAGCAUAGAGCAUAAGACACACACAAUUACUGUGUGUUUUUUUCUCUCGUGUAUUUGUCGAAACGGCAGCGCAACAGUGGAGUUUCGGUGCGAUAGUGAGAGCUCUGCCUCUGUAUAUAUAUAUAUAUAUUACAAGCCAUAGAACUGGCACAGUCAGUCAUUCGUCAAAUAGAUUUUCGAAGUGAUACUUCAUCGACAAAUACAGCAAAACUCAACACAACACUAGCAGUCUGCAACUAGCAGCAGUGCAUAGAACAUCUCUCGUUUCAAACAAGUUGGAACAAAAUCAAGGAAUCAUUCAAAAAAUUCAACCAAGUAAACGCAAAGGAAAUCAAUUCAAAGAAGGUCAAUUUUAUUCGCUGGAACUUUCAACCAAACACAAGAUACAAGACACAAAACUUUGGUCAUUGGCAGUUAAUCGUUGUAUGGGUAAGUCGAUGUUAUUGUUUUUCUUUCUCUUUCUUUCAUAUAUUUUCAAGCUUAUUUUGCUCUUUGCAUUUCCCUUUCAUUAUACAUAUUUGGCACACUGAAAUGCGUAUGUGUGUGCCGUCAUAUGAUGAAAUGUUCACUACAACACGUUCUUGUUAGAUUGAACGAGAGAAUGCACGAACGCACGAGUGAGUAGCAACGACGUUUUCACGACUUGAACGCAAUACUCUUUUUUCGCUUUUCACUUUUUGCUACACGGUGAAACCACGUUUUGACUGUCUUAAUCGCAGUCAGCUGUUUCAUUGUAAACGCUUGUUUCUUCGAUUCAUAUGUUCCAAUAUCUCUCUCUCUCUCCCUCUCUCUCUCUCUCGUUCGCAUAUAGCAUAACCGUAUGCUCACGCUCUGCGCCACAAUUUAGUCAUACACACUCUCAUAUGUGUGUGCACACAGUGUGUAGUCAUUUAAAAACUGGCCAUAGAGAUACAGAUUCAGAUAGCGAAUGUGAAGCAGAGUAGUGUUUUUCGAAACACUCACAAAAUUGUACGACGUAAAAUAAAUAACAAGCUCAUUCACUUUAAUAUCCCUUUGUCUUACUCGAAUUUCAACAACAUUCCGAAUUUCACAAGUCAGCGCAAUUUCUAGCGAAAUGAUAUGACGACCACGGCAACGACGACGACAGACACAGCAAAACCCAAGAGCCGAAGUCGAAACACACGCAUGAUUCAAUCGAUGAGUCAUUAACAUUGCGAUCAUUGUGUUACUGUGUUAUCGUGCUCAACAGCUGCCCCAACCCAGUCAUAUCCGUUAGAUUUUGUAUGUCUGUGUGUAUGCGCACCGAUGUUUUUUUUUCUUCAUUUUUUAAAUAACUCCAAACUCCAAAUGGGUCAACAUCGAGUUAGAAUCGUGUAUCGGUUUUUCCAAUUAUCGUUGCUGCUUUUGUUAUAGUUCUACACAUCGGAAAUUAUAGCAAAGUAAUUUUCAAAUUGCGCGUCGACAAUUCAACGGUAAUUUGCUUUUAUUUUCAUUUUCCUCGCGGUUUCGGGGGCAAGUCAAUGUUGAUGAUAUCAACUGUCCCAAAUAAAAACGGUGAAUAAUGAGCGAACGCGCGCGCAAGUUGGAAAUAAAACUAUCGUAGGCGAAAUAAUGAUGCAUGCUCGCUCGUUCGCUCACUGGCUCGUUCAUUCUUGUUUAUUCUUUCUUCGACUCGACUCGACCCUUCAUUUCAAGUCCGAGUGGAACCACUUGUUGAGCGGGUGAAAAACACAGCACAUUCGUGUCGAGGUCUCUUCUAGUUGUUUCUCGUUUUUGUUAUUCACGUUGCGCUCACACAAAUCCAAUGCUGUAACCUGAUCGAUUCUCCAGUUUGAAUCACUUUAUCGUGGUCGCACGCGCGCACACACACUUUGUAUGACGCAAAUCGAAUAUGAUUUCCGAGUACUUUCAAAUAUAGGUAUUUGCGUAAUUGUUUACGAAUUUCCAUUGUAUCUAAUUGAGUCAAUCUCAAUUCAAUUAGAUAUCCGUCGCAGAAAUCGCGUUGCUGCUGUUGUUAUUGUUUUUUUUUUAAUUUUAUUAAGGUGCAAUUAAAUAGCUGACUUAAUUUUUGCGCAUUUAGUGAUGUCGUCAUGUGUUUUGUGUGCAGAUUGAAGAGUCGGUACGUCUGCUCUUCAUUAAAUUCUCAGCGAAGCAAAAUUCCAUCUCGUUUUUCGCAAAGCAUCACGAAACAAAUGAGCACAGCCGACAAAUUAUGCAGUUUGCAUUUUGGGAAUGAUGCCAAACAGAAAUGAUCUAAAGCGUAGAUUCAAUUUUCUUGGAUCACUUUCAAUUAUUUUUGUGCGCAAAGGCUUUAUUUUCAUAGUUUUUUUCCUCUUCUCCUUUGCCCGGAUACCAAAAAGAAAAAGAAACGAGCGAAUAGAAUCGAGUAAACUGGAUUCAUACAAUAAAUUGGAUAUUGAUUCAUACAAUAAAAAAAUGUGUCAUCAUCGUUACGAACUUUCGAUAUUGCGAUGUUGAGCGCAAUGCUAAACGACAUCAUAAAUGGCAUUCAGAGAUAAUAAUAAACCAUUCCGAAUUCCAUGAAAUUGGCGUGUGAUAAAAAGUGAAUAGUGAGGGGCGCAUACUUGAGAAUGGUGUCAGCACCGGCGGUUGACGCUUUUUCUGUCAAUAUUCUCAAUGGGUGUCGCGUGACUUGAUGAGUUAUUUGCUUUCUUGUGUGCGGUGAACAACAACAACACGCCGUCAUCAUGGAAUGACACUUGUGUGUAUGUGUCAUCAAAUGCGAAAGGUGUAAAAAGUGUCGUCUUGUGUAUCGUGAAAAAAGAUCAGUUAAUAGUGGAGACGAGCCUGGCCUGUGUAAAACUCAGGCCUUGUUUGAUCCAAGUGACAUUGCAGCUGCACUCAAAAUAACGGACUCAGGUAUUUGUAAUAAUGGUGGCUACGUACCGACGGUUGGUCGAUGGGGAAAUGAAUGGCCAAGUUGACUCGCCGUCGCGAGCUUCGGUGAGAAACGACGGCUGAGCCACAGAACUCAGCCGAAUGAUGUUGGUGUCUGCCGUAACCAAUUGGUAUCGGGCGAUGUGAAUGUGUCACUGAAACCAUCAUCGCAAUCGUCGCCGAAAUGGCCAAUGUUGCCAUCGAAUCGGUGUCGUGUGAAUGUGGUCGACAAAGAAACACCAUCACCGUCGCCACCUCUGCCGUCGAAUAUGGUUACCGCAGACGAAGAUUUAGCCAAUCAGCUGCAGUUCUUACUUAAGACGAAAUGGACUAUCGACAAGGAUACAUACAAUUCAGACGCGUUUGAUCAGUGUGAGGGUGCUUGGCCCAUUGCUCACCCAUUGCCGCUUCCAUUGUGGUCAAACACUAUCAAACAACCUUAUAUCGUUGACAACAUUUGGCAAUAUGAAGACCUUGUUGCGUUGAUUGAUGUCAUUGUACAUCGAUUGCUGGAGGAAACCCAUUAUAAUACCGUCAAUAAUUUUGUGGAUUUUUUUAAAUCGUACAAGCGCUCCGGGACAACCGAUUUGCGUGCAUUUUUCCAAUCGUAUACACCCCCAAUCAAUCGCCGUGAUCACAUGUGCGUAUCGUUGGCAAUGGAGGUGGUAUCACGCAUCUCAGAGGUUUGUCCCCAACUCAGUGACCAUUUGUAUUUGGUGUCAUGCGAAGAGGCCGUCGAAUCAAUUCAACAGUACAUCUUGAAUUGCAAGCAGCUCGGCAUCGAUAAUGCCAUGUACAAUUUGGAGAAGGAGCAUUCAUUGGUGGCAAUGCGAAUCAUUGUGGCCGGUCGUGAGGGUAUCAUGCUAUUAGAUCCUGGCUAUCAUGUUGCACGCGCCGUUACGGCCAUGAAAGAUCAAUGCUAUCCGCAUACAGGCUGGUUCAUUCAAUCACAAGAGCCGCAUUUGAAACGUGAAUACUGCUACAAAUUCAAUCAGUUCAACGAUGAAUUCGUUGAAUGGAGCGAACGCACCACCCGUGGCGAUCAACAGAAUCAUGAAAUUUCAUUGAUUUACGUGAAAACACCGUAUCGUACCGCCAUUGAUGUGACCGUGCGACGGAAUUUGGUGUACAAUUUCCGAUCGUUGUUGUCACGUGAUGCUAAAGGUCGUGUUUGUGCUGGUAUCUACUUUCCAGUUACGCAGGACGGUGGCGAUGCAACACUCACGCUCUUCUAUGAUGGAUCGAACGGGCAAAGCACCAAAAUUAAAGCGAAAUUUAACACCUUCGCUGAUGAACAUAAGAUUCCUGAAGCCAUGAUGAACCAUUUGGAUAACUUAUCGGCCCAAAUUUCCCUUUGCAAACAGGACUUGUGUGCUCUGCUGAAACAAUUGUGUGAAACCAUGUCGGAUCGUGAUUUUGUCAAGCAAUUGCUUACAAUCAACGAUCACAUCACCGCUAUGUCAGCCGAUAAUUAAACGGAACAAUUCAUACACUCACACACACACACACACACACAAAAACACUUUUGCUUCACUUCAGAGAAAAGAAAUUCCAUUUAGAGAUAUUCUUCAAGGGAAAGGAAAAUAAAAUCAUAUUUCUUUAAUGCAACAAGUAAUUUUGUAGCUUAAAAUCAGCUUAGUAUUCACACAAGUUAUAUGUGCUUAUAAAAAUAUCUGCUAUCAGCGUGUCAAAUGUAAAAUCCUAUUCAAAGUCCAAAUAAAAAUGAAAAUAAAAAUACUAUAAAAAAA
This is a messenger RNA of Sitodiplosis mosellana (orange wheat blossom midge), 5081 nucleotides long. RefSeq lists its product as uncharacterized. NCBI's taxonomy places the organism in Eukaryota, Metazoa, Arthropoda, Insecta, Diptera, Cecidomyiidae. Bases 3525 to 4808 code for a protein of 427 amino acids. The record is from RefSeq and is a predicted model, not a curated record. The transcript has 5 exons.